AUGAACGCCGCUACUACGUUUCGGGCUCUUGUUUUGAAGAGGCUUGAUAUUGCUGCUGGUUCUGAAAAGAAGUACUCUAAGAAGAUUGAUGUGUUGUUGGCUUGCGCUCCGGUGAAACAGUUUCAAGCAGGUUUGAAAAACACUGCAUUUCCUUCUCCUGAAGAAAUUUCAUCCAAAUCAUGGCCUCAGUUGGUGGAGAGUUUUCCCUUUGUCCAACAAGUUGCAUCGGUCUUGGAGAAACGGAACGUCCUUGUUGAAUUUGUAAAAGGAUUGGUACGAGGACAACAUCCUGAUGAGGAGGGAUUUGCUAAAGAGUUUCUCGAUAAAUCGCCAGAAAUCCAAACUUGCUACGAUCUAUUGAGAAGCAACAAGUUGGAAGAAGAGCUCAAGAACAUCAUGUUCAAAGCCAUAUUGAAUGAUACGCCUGUAAAGAUGUUUCUUGAUGAUCUCUUUUCUGAAUUCAAAGAAGAAAUUAUCAAGGAAAACCUUUCAUCUGCUUCCGUUAUUGAGGCUGGGCUUAAGAAAAAAGGGAUGCAAACAACACCAUUAGUCAUUUCGCUUGCUUUAAGCGUAGGUGCGGAUGGGUUAAAGAGGUUCUAUGAGAAGAGCAAACACUUUAAGUUUUGGCAGACAAUGUUGGACGAGAACUCUCAUCUAAACCAAUGUUGCGCUAUUUCGAGAUUUAGAUCAGAAGCUGACAACAUUGAAGUUGCACAAACACUACUCCAAGCUACUCGUGAGGCAGUGGCUGAAGAGUAUAACGAACUUGUGUCCAAACGUUAUCAAUCAACGCUUCUUAAAAAGGAGGCCCAACCAAUUCCAUCCUCAACAAAAAAAAAAUCGAUGACCAAAACACCCACUCCACAAUCAUCCAACAACAAGAUUGUAACAACUAUAGCUUCAUCGUCCAACAACGUGGUAACAGUUACAUCGCCAUCCUCUCAACAAUCAUCCAAAAACAAGGUUGUAACCACUAGUGCUUCAUCAUCCAACAACGUGGAAACAAAUACAUCGCCAUCCUCUCAGCUGCCAUCCAACGUAGAAGCAUUAGCCGUUUCUCAAGAAAAUAUGGCUGAUGAAAAAAUGUCGGUAGAUCAAAUAUACAACGCCUUAAUCAACAACGAUCAUAAGGCAAUGGCUUCGUUCUAUUUUUCUCUUUCCGACUUGCCUCAACAAAUUCGUGGCUUGAACGAAACACUGAUAAAAAUGGAUGCGAGAAUCACAAACUUUGAAAAGAGAAUGGAGAAGGAGAUGAAAGAGAUCCGUGAUGACUUACGAAUUAUUAAUACAAACAUUGGUUGUUUAUAUGAAGGUCAAGUGAAACUUCAAUUCCAAAAAGAUGACGAAUUUAUAACUCACAAUCCAGUUGUAUUGAAGGAAUCUGAGAAUCAAGCAGCAUUUGCUAUUGCUCGAGCCAAUCAAGUUUAUUCAUCGUAUCUUAUGACUCUACAUUUGAAUAACAAAAUUAGCGACGAGAACGCCAGAAAACUGAAUUUAGAAACAAAAGAAAUUGAAAUUAAUUUCAUCAAGAAGCACAAAGUAACGGGAGCUGUAGAAAUUUUCGAAGCUACUAUUUCGUCAUUUAGUAGCGAUGAGAAAUUGUUGACGAAAAUGAUACAAUUAGAACGUCAAAUUAUGUUUUACAAGGAAUGUUUCAAAAACACCAUCAUCAGUUUGGGUUUGGGUUUGGGUUUGGGUUUGGGUUUGGGUUUGGGUUUGGGUUUGGGUUUGGGUUUGGGUUUGGGUUUGGGUUUGGGUUUGGGUUUGGGUUUGGGUUUGGGUUUGGGUUUGGGUUUGGGUUUGGGUUUGGGUUUGGGUUUGGGUUUGGGUUUGGGUUUGGGUUUGGGUUUGGGUUUGGGUUUGGGUUUGGGUUUGGGUUUGGGUUUGGGUUUGGGUUUGGGUUUGGGUUUGGGUUUGGGUUUGGGUUUGGGUUUGGGUUUGGGUUUGGGUUUGGGUUUGGGUUUGGGUUUGGGUUUGGGUUUGGGUUUGGGUUUGGGUUUGGGUUUGGGUUUGGGUUUGGGUUUGGGUUUGGGUUUGGGUUUGGGUUUGGGUUUGGGUUUGGGUUUGGGUUUGGGUUUGGGUUUGGGUUUGGGUUUGGGUUUGGGUUUGGGUUUGGGUUUGGGUUUGGGUUUGGGUUUGGGUUUGGGUUUGGGUUUGGGUUUGGGUUUGGGUUUGGGUUUGGGUUUGGGUUUGGGUUUGGGUUUGGGUUUGGGUUUGGGUUUGGGUUUGGGUUUGGGUUUGGGUUUGGGUUUGGGUUUGGGUUUGGGUUUGGGUUUGGGUUUGGGUUUGGGUUUGGGUUUGGGUUUGGGUUUGGGUUUGGGUUUGGGUUUGGGUUUGGGUUUGGGUUUGGGUUUGGGUUUGGGUUUGGGUUUGGGUUUGGGUUUGGGUUUGGGUUUGGGUUUGGGUUUGGGUUUGGGUUUGGGUUUGGGUUUGGGUUUGGGUUUGGGUUUGGGUUUGGGUUUGGGUUUGGGUUUGGGUUUGGGUUUGGGUUUGGGUUUGGGUUUGGGUUUGGGUUUGGGUUUGGGUUUGGGUUUGGGUUUGGGUUUGGGUUUGGGUUUGGGUUUGGGUUUGGGUUUGGGUUUGGGUUUGGGUUUGGGUUUGGGUUUGGGUUUGGGUUUGGGUUUGGGUUUGGGUUUGGGUUUGGGUUUGGGUUUGGGUUUGGGUUUUUGGGUUUGGGUUUGG
Molecule: messenger RNA, 2682 nt
Organism: Naegleria fowleri
Lineage: Eukaryota; Heterolobosea; Eutetramitea; Acrasida; Naegleriidae
Exons: 2
Source: RefSeq, a predicted model, not a curated record